Molecule: messenger RNA, 2000 nt
Organism: Carassius carassius (crucian carp)
Lineage: Eukaryota; Metazoa; Chordata; Actinopteri; Cypriniformes; Cyprinidae
Product: charged multivesicular body protein 2b-like
Exons: 6
Coding region: 132-776 (214 amino acids)
Biological process (GO): protein transport; late endosome to vacuole transport; endosome transport via multivesicular body sorting pathway
Cellular component (GO): ESCRT III complex; multivesicular body
Source: RefSeq, a predicted model, not a curated record
UCCGCCUACCUGCCAGGAAGCAGGAAAUAGUAAUGGUGUUACUGUUUUGAUAGGCGAUUCUCACUUGAUUUUAGUCGUUGUGUGUUAUUUAUUUUCUGUUACUUUCGUGGUCGACGGAGUUUGAUGCAGUUAUGGCAUCGUUAUUCAAGAAAAAGACCGUAGAUGAUGUUAUUAAAGAACAGAACAAAGAACUGCGGGGAACGCAGAGACAGAUUACAAGAGACCGGACAGCACUCGAAAAACAGGAAAAACAGCUGGAGAUGGAAAUCAAAAAAAUGGCAAAGACAGGAAACCGAGAGGCCUGUAAAGUUUUAGCCAAGCAGCUUGUUCAAGUGAGGAAACAGAAAACGCGUACAUAUGCCGUCAGCUCUAAGGUCACCUCCAUGUCCACACAAACCAAGCUAAUGAACUCCCAGAUGAAGAUGGCUGGUGCCAUGGCCACAACCACCAAAACAAUGCAAGCUGUCAACAAAAAGAUGGAUCCACAGAAGACAAUGCAGACCCUGCAGAACUUCCAGAAAGAGACCGCAAAGAUGGACAUGACGGAAGAGAUGAUCAAUGACACACUGGAUGAGAUCUUUGAGGAUUCUGGGGAUGAGGAAGAAUCUCAGGACAUUGUGAAUCAGGUGUUGGAUGAAAUUGGGAUUGAGAUCUCAGGAAAGAUGGUUCAAGCCCCUUCAGCUGGCCGAAAGCAACCAAGCGCCGCUACAUCCAAAGCAGAUGGGAUCUCAGAUGAGGAGAUUGAGAGACAGCUCAAAGCUCUAGGAGUGGACUAGUGAUCAUGCACACAUGCACCCAAACUCCUGAUUAUUGCCUGACAACAGGAGGCGACAUUAGCACACAAUCCAGAUUCACAAACACACAUUAGAAGACAUUCAUAACAAAUACAAAUGCAUAGGCAGAUGCUGAUAAAUCGACCGUCCAAAAGCUUACAUUCACAGUCACGGACUUGCCUACUCUGGGAUAACAUGCCACACAUUGCAAAUAGAAUUUUUUUUUUUUUUUUUUGGGUGUGUGCUAUUUUUGACAACAAGAGAUGACUAUCGAGGUUGAUUAGGACCCUUUCAGGUGAGUCUCAGAUUCAUCUGGCUUCAGAACGGCGAAAAUAAAGAAAAAGUUUGAAUACAUGUGUAGUAAAUGAAUGCACACAAUGCCUUCGAAACUAAGGCAGAUGUGUUCCCUUGAAAUCUACAACUUCAGUCUCUUUGAAUGAUAACUCAGAAAUUCACAAUGGUGUAAACAAGUUUGACAGGAGAACUCUACCUCUGUAAACAGAAGAAGUAACAGGGCUGCGUCUUUAGCCUUGCCGUGUUUCUUCUAGUCCUCGGGAUACCGUGCUGUUCUCCCAGGGCAUGACUAAACACUUGUGUGAGUCACAUCUUUAGUUUCCUGUUCCUCACUCUGUUGAUCGAGUUUGUCUUCUAGGUUCAUAUUGGAUAUUUCGAAUGCACAUAUUUUAUUCAGCUGCUUUUCAGGGGAGACGCCAAAUCAUAAGAAGCAUGUUCCGGUUGAACACAUUAUUCACCCUCCUGUGAUGUCUGAAGAUGGAGGAAAUCCUUGAUUUGUCCUGUGCCUGGGGUCUCGGGGUGACCGUGUGUGUGGUUUCUCUUGAGAGAAAUAUAGGUGCAUUGAUCAAGUCAGUUAUUCUGUCUUCAGAGAUGCUCAGAAGGUUCCUGUUCUCGUCGGUUUUUCAAAGUCAGGGUGUGACCAACAAAAGGGUUGUUACAUUGUGUGGCAUGUGAAGGCGGCAUACUGAGCUUGAUCUUUGGAAUUAUCCGCAGAAAUGGUAUUUAGGCUAAGACCUUGGAUAUGCACUGCAUCAUAUUAUAAGGAUGUAAAUAAUAUAGGCAUGGAUGAUCAUUUAUUGUUUAAUCCACAGUAAGAGUUUUUGGAAUAUGGGUGAUGAUUUUCCUUUUUUUAGAAAUUGUUCACUGACAGGUUUUGUUCAAAUAUAAGGGGAUUAUAUACCCCAUUAACCAUAAAUAAAAUUUAUAAUGAUA